This is a messenger RNA of Medioppia subpectinata, 914 nucleotides long. Lineage: Eukaryota; Metazoa; Arthropoda; Arachnida; Sarcoptiformes; Oppiidae. The record is from the annotation of a GenBank genome assembly.
GCCGUAUAAUAAUAACUGCCAGUUUGGGGGGUCGGGUGGCGGCGGAUAUGCUCGGCGCCUACUGUAUGACAAAAGCGGCGAUCAUAUCAUUCUCGGACUCAUUACGGCGUGAAAUGAGCAAGUUUAACAUCUCGGUCACCACGGUUGAACCUGGCGUAUUUAAAACGAGCAUGGUUAACAACGCUUGCCCCCUAUUACAAAGUUCCUGGAGCUGUACUGACCCAGAUAUUCAACGGAUCUACGGCCAGACCUAUAUCGACGAAGCGUUGCGCAUCGUUGCUGGCGGUGGAGGUCUGGUCGCCGACGCCGGCAAUGAUAUUGAUAUAGUGGUGAACGAUAUGGUGGCGGCAGUUAUCCGGCGCCGACCGGCCAGGAAUUACCGGCCCGUGAAGGGCCUGAUGCCUAGCCUAGCGGCUCGGUUUGUAGCCAUAACCCCACAGUGGAUGAUCGACUCGUAUUUUCGCUCAAUUAACCCUCUGGUACCGGUGGUUGUGACUGAGACAAACGGGUCAGAUACUAUCGCCGAUAUCACUAACGUCUACCUGUUCUAUGCUAAAAACAAAGCGGUUAUAAUCACAGGCUGCGAUUCUGGUUUCGGCAAUGCAUUGGCGUUUCGAUUAAACUCAAUGGGAUUCCGAGUCUAUGCGUGUGUUUUGGACACAAACAGUACCGGAGCUCAGGAUCUGAGCAAUAAAUGCCAGUUUAAGGACGAGAUAUGUAUUGUGCGAAUGGAUGUUACUAUAGAUGAGGACAUCAAUCGGUGCCACGAGUUUGUUGUCGCGGAUCUACAGACCAGUAACCGUGUGUUGUGGUCAGUGGUCAACAACGCGGGUGUACUGACGUACGGGCACUUGGAAUGGGGCGCGUUUGACGACUUUGUUAAGGUGUAUGAUGUGAACGUGUUUGGUGUGGUU